Cladophialophora immunda is the source of this 1536-nucleotide messenger RNA. RefSeq lists its product as uncharacterized. The coding region runs from base 71 to 1132 and encodes 353 amino acids. The transcript has a single exon. Gene Ontology annotation, molecular function: oxidoreductase activity, acting on NAD(P)H. The record is from RefSeq and is a predicted model, not a curated record. NCBI's taxonomy places the organism in Eukaryota, Fungi, Ascomycota, Eurotiomycetes, Chaetothyriales, Herpotrichiellaceae.
CUGCAAGUCGGAACUGGAUUACACGCCCACAAACAACAUCAUACCGGCAGCACGCCCCCCCACGCGCAUUAUGUCUACCAGUCACCAAGGCGCCGUUCUCCUCCAGAAGGGCGAACGGCUCACUUUGCAGACGCUGGAAACGGCCCAGCCGGGCCCAAAUGAACUGCUCGUCUCGGUCAACGCCAUCGCGCUGAACCCAGUCGACUAUUACAUGCGGGACAUGGGGAUCUUCGUCAAGGACUACCCGGCAAUCAUUGGCUCCGACAUCGCCGGCACGAUCGAGGCUCUGGGUUCUUCUAUCGCGUCGUCUUCGACUUCUACGGCGGCGCAGUUCAAGCCCGGCACGCGCGUGCUGGGCUUCGCGCCGGCCUUCUUCUACCAAGGCGUGCCGCGCUACGGGGCGUUCCAGAAGAAAGUCAUCGUGCCGGUCGAAAACGCGUGCGUGAUUCCGGACACGCUGAGCUUCGUCGACGCUGCGACCCUCCCGAUGGGCGUGGUCACGGCGUGGAGCGGCUGGACCAGCAUCGGCCUACGCUACGACACCCGCUUCGCCGCGUCGGACAAGCAGGCCGUUCUGGUCUGGGGCGCGUCCAGCUCCGUGGGCGUGUGCGCCGUGCAGACGGCCAAGGCGCUCGGCUUCACCGUGUUCGCGACCUGCAGCCCCCGGCACCACGCGUACCUCCGCUCCCUCGGCGCGGACGACGUCUUUGACUACAAAGCGCCCGGCGUGGUGCAGGACAUCCUCGCCGCCGCCGCGAAGAAGCACGGCGGCGUGCUCUUGAAAACCGCAUACCACGCCACCGGCGACAUCCAGCCGUGCCUGGACGUGCUCGCGGCCUCCAGCACCGCGGAGAAUAAGGGCAGGCUCGCCACCGCCGUGCCCGUCGGCCCGUCCACGCCGACGCACCCCAGCGUCGAGACCAAGUUCGUCAUGGCCCCCGAAGGCUCCGGGACGGGUGGCAAGCACUUGGAGUUCGUGCUGCAGCAAUGGCUAGCCCCGCGACUGGCGAAUGGGGAAUUCAUCCCCGCCCCGCAUGCGAGGGUCAUGCCGGGUGGUCUGGCCGGCUUGAACGAUGCGUUGGACGUGCUGAAGGCAGGGGUGAGUUGUCAGAAACUCGUUCUGGAGGUUUGAACUUGGUCAACGAAGUGGUGGAGGGGGAGAAGAGCCUGAGCGAGGUGAGGCUGAGACGAGAAGGGGGUCCGAGAGGAGAAGGAAACGAAUACUACUGCAAAGAAAGGCGUCCACGAAGCCGAGAGCAAAAGAGCUCCAUGCAUGGACGAUAUGGAGUCCAUUAGGUCCCAUGUCACGACGCUACUAUCAAGUCGGAGAAUCGCACGGACUCGAGAAGGAACCAGGUACGUAGAUACGUAAAUCAGUGGAUGCCUACAAGCAGAGCCGCCAGAGCAGUGGGCUAGAACCACCAAAAAUGGACCAGAGCCACGCAAAUGGAAAAGACCAUGACCUUGAGCCCGGCGCUUAACCCCCCGGGAAAUAUGGAAAGUGUGCAAAAUCAAUCAAUUUCCUGCAAGCCGCGG